GAGAAACGCUGAAGGAUCAUGGAGAAUUGGGACAGGGUGCAUAUCAAGCAAUUACCACUGUGAGCAUCCAGAACUUCAUUUAGCAGAGCACUUGUAGAAGCCAGUUUUGUCGACUUUUCUUUUCAUAGCCAUCAAUGUCUGAAGAAGUUACUUAUGCGGAUAUAAAAUUUCAUGACUCCAGUAAGACAGAAAAUAUCCAGGAGUUUGACCAACUGGGGAUAAAAGUUUUGCCUUCCACAGCACCUCCUGCUCCUUCCCGUGCAUGGCGUCAGAGAGUCGUGGCCCUGACUCUUCUGUGUCUUCUGCUGCUGACUGGACUGGGAGUCUUAGGAAGCAUGUUUUAUAUAACUUUGAAGACGGAAGUGGGAAAAUUGAAUGAACUACAAAAUUUUAAAGAAGAACUUCAGAGAAAUAUUUCUAUACAACUGAUGCAUAACAUGAAUAAUUCUGAGAAGAUCAGGAACCUCUCUAUCACACUGCAAGAAAUAGCCACCAAAUUAUGUCAUGAGCUGUAUAGAAACAAUCAAGAGCACAAAUGUAAACCUUGCCCAAAGCAAUGGAUAUGGCAUGAAGACAGCUGCUAUGUACUACUUGAAGGUUACAAAGCAUGGCAAAAAAGUGAAAAGAUAUGUUCUUCUCACAAUGCCAGCCUGUUGAAGAUUAAGAACAAAAGUGUAUUGGAAUUUAUAAAAUCCAGGAGAUUACGGGCUUAUUGGCUGGGAUUAUCUCCCAGAAAAGAUUACACACCCUCCAAGCUCUUGGAUGAGACAAUUAUCUCCUCUGAUUGGUUCAGAAGUAACACAAAUGACUUAAUCAAUGGGAAGUAUUGUGGAUAUAUACAUGAUUUAUAUGUUUAUUACGAUGAGUGCACUAGUUUAAAAAAUGCUGUCUGUGAGAAGUUGGCUAAUCCAGUGAAGAUUGAGAGUACACUAAUGAAGGAAGUACCAGAUGGAGGAAUGUAGUCAGUGCAAUUAUUUUGCCUCAGCUAUUAUCCUGCAAUUUAGAGGGCAUACAUCUUGUGGACGAUACAAAUGGAAUAAAGAUGCUCUAAGACUAAA
This is a messenger RNA of Equus quagga, 1058 nucleotides long. It is a transcript of the gene CLEC12A, whose product is annotated as C-type lectin domain family 12 member A. The coding region runs from base 135 to 962 and encodes 275 amino acids. The transcript is spliced from 7 exons. Gene Ontology annotation, molecular function: signaling receptor regulator activity. NCBI's taxonomy places the organism in Eukaryota, Metazoa, Chordata, Mammalia, Perissodactyla, Equidae. The record is from RefSeq and is a predicted model, not a curated record.